Molecule: messenger RNA, 741 nt
Organism: Talaromyces amestolkiae
Lineage: Eukaryota; Fungi; Ascomycota; Eurotiomycetes; Eurotiales; Trichocomaceae
Exons: 1
Coding region: 1-741 (246 amino acids)
Biological process (GO): cilium assembly
Source: RefSeq, a predicted model, not a curated record
AUGGCAAAAACUCUUAGCCCCAACGACCGACUCGUCUUAUCCCGCGUUUUUGAAUCACAUCCCGCGGGAUCCUUGUCCAAGUCCCUCGUUGAUCCCGAGCUACCAACAGCGACUAGAACCAAUCUUUCUCCCACUGUCCUCGAAAAAUUGCAGUCUCAUGAACAUUCUAUCAUUACUACAUGUGGCGGCUCAUUCGUUUCCGAGGAGUCACUCAAGCAAGCCAUUGAUCAAUUGACCGUUCUGAUUCGUUCGCAUCCAACAUAUUCCAGUGCAUACAAUAAUCGCGCUCAGGUAUUACGUCUGUUAUACGGAAAUAACCUGUACAGCGAGGAGGUAAAGACCACCACGCUAUGGAGCGACCUCUGCACUGCUAUCAGACUAGAAUUACCCGAACAACCAAAUAAAAAGGUUUGUGACUUCCAAGCGAGGGUUUUGAGAUCUGGCUUUGCGCAAAGGGGUUACAUGACGUGGAAAGCAGCAAAACGUGCGAAGAAUGGAUCAGAAAAUGCGAGCUACCUACCAGAAGAAUUGAAAGUGUUGACACAAAGUGAGAUGGAAGAAAGAGCGAGGGCCGAUUUCGAGCUGGCUGGUAGAUAUGGUGACCAGGAAGCUAUGAAGAUGGCCGUGAGUGCGAAUCCAUACGCAAGGUUAUGUGGAAAUAUUGUUCAAGAGGCUAUGAAAGUGGAAAUUGAGAAGAUGAGGGGGGCUACAGAGUGGGUUACGAAGGAGAAAGCUCAUUGA